Messenger RNA from Iphiclides podalirius (scarce swallowtail), 828 nucleotides. The record is from the annotation of a GenBank genome assembly. NCBI's taxonomy places the organism in Eukaryota, Metazoa, Arthropoda, Insecta, Lepidoptera, Papilionidae.
AUGUCUUUCAAAAUUGGAUUACUGCUGGUGACGGUGCUGGCGGGGAGCUUUGCAAUCCCGAACAGCAGGGAUGACCUGUUCUUCCACGCUGACCGCAGUGCACGCAUCGUGGGCGGGACACCGGCCGCCGAGGGCAGUGUACCCUACAUGGUCGCCAUGUCUAGCGGUCUGCUGGUCAGGAGUUUCACCUGCGGCGGCUCCCUGAUCAGCAGCAGUCAUGUGCUGACGGCUGCUCAUUGCAUCGCUGCGGUGUUCUCCCUCGGCUCCCUCAGCAGUACCCUGCGAGUGACUGUUGGCACAAAUCGCUGGAACGUCGGUGGGCAGUCCUACGCGAUAUCCCGCAACAUCACCCACCAGCACUACGUGUCGUCCACCAUCAAGAACGACAUCGGUGUAUUGGUAGUGGCGACGGAGGUGGCGCUCUCCACCACCGUUCAGUUGGUGCCACUGAGUUUCGACAACAUCGGCGCGGGCGUGCUCUCUAGGGCGGCUGGUUGGGGAAGGAUUCGGCAAGGUGGCCCACUCUCCGCUGUGCUCCUGGAGCUGUUCGUCCGCACCAUCAGCGGGCAGCAGUGCCAAGAGGAGAUUGCGAGCUACGCGGAGGAGUUCAACGUGAGCGUCCCACCAGUGGAUCCGGAGCUGGAGCUGUGCGUGUUCCAUUCGCCAGGACAUGGCAUGUGCAAUGGUGACAGUGGCAGCGCUUUGGUGAACGUGGCGAACGGACGGCAGAUUGGCAUCGUGUCCUGGGGAAUGCCCUGCGCCAGGGGAGCCCCCGACAUGUUCGUACGCGUCAGCGCCUACGAGAAUUGGCUGCAGCAAUCAAUGGCG